This is a messenger RNA of Salvia hispanica, 1766 nucleotides long. The record is from RefSeq and is a predicted model, not a curated record. Lineage: Eukaryota; Viridiplantae; Streptophyta; Magnoliopsida; Lamiales; Lamiaceae.
UCUCUCUAAAACAUUCACAACUUCCUCUCUCCACCUCUUUCCUUCUCAAAUGAAAUAAGAUCAUGUAUUGAUUUUUUUAAUUUUAUUUAUUCAUAUUCAUUUGUUUUUUCGGAAACAAAGAAAUGGAUGAUGAGUUUGCCAAGCUCAUCCGAAGGAUCAAUCCUCCCAGGGUUGUGAUUGACAAUGAAUCCUGUGCUGAUGCCACUAUAAUAAAGGUUGACAGUGUCAAAAAGCAUGGAACUCUUCUUCAUGUUGUUCAGAUUCUAACAGACAUGAAUCUGGUUAUUGUAAAAGGCUAUAUCUCUUCUGAUGCUGGAUGGUUCAUGGAUGUGUUCAAUGUGGUUGAUUGCAACCGAAAGAAGAUUAUGGAUCAAGAGGUCAUCAGUGACAUCCAAACGAAACUCGAAAGCGAUGAUGACUCGGCACCUACUGUGACAGGGAUGGUUGGAAUGGUGCCGUAUGAAGAGUACACCUGCAUUGAACUGACGGGGGCAGACAGGACAGGAUUGUUAUCCGAGGUAUGUGCGAUCCUCGCUGAUCUCCACUGUUGGGUGGUAAGUGCUGAGUUGUGGACGCACAAGGCACGAGCCGCAGCAGUGGUUCACAUAACUGAUUAUUCCACUGGAUGUGCAAUUGGGGAUACUAAACGCCUUUCAACUAUAAAGGAGCGUCUGUGCAAUGUUCUUAGAUCAAACUAUGAUACGAACACUGCAAAAUUGACUGUAUCUCCCCCUGGAGUCGCUCACCGUGAGAGAAGGUUGCACCAGAUGUUGGCUGAUCAGGAUUUCGAAAAGAGUGAAGGCUCAAAAGCGAGAGUAGUUCAGGACAAGAGUUCAAGUCCUUUAGUAACAGUCUCGGAUCGGACUGAAAAGGGUUAUACAGUCAUAACUGUGAGGUCAGACGAUCGACCUAAGCUGUUAUUUGAUACCAUAUGCACUCUGACGGAUAUGCAAUACGUUGUUUUUCAUGGAGUAGUCCGUGGAGGGACAGAUGAAGCAUAUCAGGUAACGGGCGUAGUAUUCUCAUGCUAUCCAAAACUGCAGGAAUACUACGUGCGUUGUGUUGAUGGUGUUCCCGUACAAUCAGAAGCUGAACGAGAACGUAUUGCACAACGUCUAGAAACAGCCAUUGAAAGGAGAAGCUCCGAGGGAUUGGAGUUGGAAUUAUGUGCAGAGGACAGAAUUGGACUUCUUCCUAACAUCACAAGGAUACUUAGAGAAAACAACCUCUAUAUCAAAAGAGCAGAAAUUUCUAGCAAGGGCGGGAAGGCCAGGCAUAUUUUCUGCGUCACGGAUGUGACGGGAGACGAAGUUGAUCCUACAAUAGUCGACUCCAUCCGCCAACAGAUCGGACAAGACGUCUUGCACGUCAAAUGGAACACAAACUGCUCGGACAAACAACAACAGGGGAGCAACAUCGCCCUCAUUUUGGGUAACUUGUUCAGGAAUCGAUCUUUUUCCAGUUUCUUGAUCGGAUAGUACUCUCGACUCCCGUGCAUUACCAAUAGUCUUUGUAAGCAUACUACGAGAACCGGGCCAUUCCCAUUGAAGUAGAAUGCGCGUUGUAGCUCUAGAUGAGAAUGAGACAGUAGGGUGUAACGAAAAUGCCCCGUGCUCGGGUUAUGUUUAGCGGGGUCUUUCCUUGCGCAAUGUAAAUAUACUGUACACUAUGUUCAUACAGGAUAGUUCUAAUGUGGAAAGUUAUGUAAAUUAGUUGUAAUAUACAUGUAAAAUAUAUGUAGUGUUAAUAAAUUCUAGCUAGAUAAA